UUUCAGCUUCACCCAGAUCACAGCCUCUUCGAUCAGGGAGUAAAGACAGACGGCACAGUGCAGCUCAGCCUGCAGAUUAUAACCAAACCAGGUGAAGAGAAGCUGAACAUUUUGGAAAUUGUGAAACCGGUCGAAACAGUGGAGGUGGUGAUUGAUCCGGAUGCAGCAGGGGAGGAGGGUGCCCUGGUGGAGGAGGGUCAGCUCAUUGCUGUGGAGAGGUCUGGCCUCACAGAUGAGACAUCAGAACAGGUUACACGCUGGGCUGCAGCACUUGAAGGCUACCGCAAAGAGCAGGUCCGCCUGGGCAUACCAUAUGACCCCUUGCUUUGGACAGCUGACCAGGUGAUCCACUGGGCCGUGUGGGUGAUGAAGGAGUUUAACAUCGAUGAGAUGGAAAUAGGCAGCAUUCACAUCCCAGGCCGAGAACUCUGCAGUUUCAGCCAGGAGGAGUUCCUUCAGAAAGUGCCCAAUGGAGAGAUACUUUGGAGUCACCUGGAACUCCUACGCAAAUAUGUGUUGGCCAGCCAGGAUCAGUCUGGAGGUGAUGCCACAGUCCUAUUGAUCACCGAACCCCUUUUCUCACCCACAGGGAAGAGAUGUACUGAAGCAGAGCGUGGCCCCAGAACGCCGCGCAUUUCAGGAGGAGAGGAGCGCAGCUCACCUGGCAACCGCACAGGUAACAAUGGUCAGAUCCAGCUCUGGCAGUUCUUGUUGGAGCUGCUGACAGACAAGGAUGCAAGAGACUGCAUCUCCUGGGUGGGCGAGGAAGGAGAGUUCAAACUCAACCAGCCUGAACGUGCUCAGAAAUGGGGCCAGCGCAAGAACAAGCCUACCAUGAACUACGAAAAACUCAGCAGAGCCCUCAGGUAUUACUAUGGGGACAUGAUCAGCAAGGUGCAGGGCAAGCGCUUUGUCUACAAGUUUGUGUGCGACCUGAGGACUCUGAUUGGCUACAGCGCUGCUGAGCACAACCUGGUGACCGAGUGCGAACAGAAGAAACUGGCUCGUAUGCAGAUGCAUGGCAUUGGUCAGCCCAUCACUACAGUGACCUUGGCCACCACGACACUAGACAAGGACAGUUGAAGGAGACCGCAGCCAAAGUUAGCUCUCCACCACUGUCUGGAAUCAAAUCAACUUCAUUCUUUUUCUGACACAGCUGUGUUCCUUAGGCACAGAAAUGCAGGGCUGAUUCCUGAUCAGUCUGGAUUAUUAACUUUGCUAAUGUCUCUCCAGUUUUAGUCCAGCUAGACUGAGACAGGUGAUUUUUUUUUUCAGCUUUACUUUAAUGCUAACCAAGAGAAGUGUGUUCAGGAUGAGGUAGAGAAUGUUUGUGUAAUUACUGAGUGAUGCUGUUAUGACUGAAUGCUUGAAUGUGUGACUGAAAACCCACUUAGGAGCUUGGUGUAAUGUGUCCCUUGUCUGUAGCCUAGGAUGGUUUCCACUGUAUAUACCGGUACUUCAUGUUUUUGAUAGCCACAAGGGCAAGUGUAUUUUCAUAUUUUCCAUUUAUAGAGGACCCUUUUUGUAUUUUAUUUAGUGUUUGUUCCCUAAAUUGUUGGACCCUUUUUGUCCACUAGAGGAAUAAAGUGGCAAGCAUUUUUCUUAAUGUCUGGGGAUUCAGUCAUUUCACCCUUGGGUUUUUAAAAAUAAAUUAUUUAUAUAUUUAAAUCAUAGUAACAGCCAGCCAGCCAGAAAAGUAUAUGUACAUUCAAAAUUUUAUUCAUGGUAUAGUGAGUGUAGAAAGCUUUUUCUUACUCUAAGCAAAUGGUUCAUUUAACUACACACAGAGGAAGGUCACUGACUCAAUGAGAGAAAAAAAGCAUCUUUUUGUCACUAGCCUUCAAAGACACCCAGAGUGAGCAUCAAUACAAAUUUUAAACAUUCACCUGAUUAAGAGCUUCAGUUAGUGUUUCUGUACGUGUGGACAUAAUGCGCAGAGGUGAUAUGUGUUGUAUUUCUGUGGUAUAAAUGCACAAUAUGCAUGUCACAUUCAUGUUGACUGGAGGUGGUGUGAAUAACUUAAUUAAGGGAAUAAGGGAAAUGUGUCUUUGUGCUGAUGCAACAUGUGCUCAUCCUCCCACCAUUAAUGGGCCAUUAAGAGACUGGAUGACAGAUGUGCAGAUUGAGAAAUAUCCACCACAGGAUAAACAGAAGCACUGUACAUGUAUACAUAGAAAAUGUAGAAAAAUGUGCAUGUGUGACUUAGUGAAGGAAUGGAGAAGAAAUGGGACCGUCUAGAGAGUUGCUCUGACCUUCAUACUCCCACCAAUCAAAUACUUGCAUGUUGACUCCAAAGUGCUGUACAAUAUUGCUGACAGUCAGAAAUAGAAGAGAAGCAUGAGAAAAGAAAGACUGAUGAAAACAAACAAGGGAACGGUCAAGAGAGGCAGAGCUUGACAAUGAAACUGGGCCUCUGGAUCUCCUUCUUCCAAAUAUAUACAAUCAAGAGAGACGAUGGAAUGAUGAGUCUGGAAUGAUACGCUUUCAGAAAAACCUCCAUCCUGCAUUUUAACCUUGAUCUUCAUUCUUAAUAAAAACCCAAUGUGCAGUGACAGUGUGAA
Lates calcarifer (barramundi perch) is the source of this 2561-nucleotide messenger RNA. Its product is annotated as GA-binding protein alpha chain-like. Lineage: Eukaryota; Metazoa; Chordata; Actinopteri; Centropomidae. Gene Ontology annotation, cellular component: nucleus. Gene Ontology annotation, biological process: cell differentiation; regulation of transcription by RNA polymerase II. The record is from RefSeq and is a predicted model, not a curated record. Gene Ontology annotation, molecular function: DNA-binding transcription factor activity, RNA polymerase II-specific; sequence-specific DNA binding.